Molecule: messenger RNA, 5471 nt
Organism: Sardina pilchardus (European sardine)
Lineage: Eukaryota; Metazoa; Chordata; Actinopteri; Clupeiformes; Clupeidae
Gene: elf1
Product: E74-like ETS transcription factor 1
Exons: 9
Coding region: 637-2640 (667 amino acids)
Biological process (GO): cell differentiation; regulation of transcription by RNA polymerase II
Cellular component (GO): nucleus
Molecular function (GO): sequence-specific DNA binding; DNA-binding transcription factor activity, RNA polymerase II-specific
Source: RefSeq, a predicted model, not a curated record
GCAUACCACUACUCCCUAAGUGAGUAAGCGGGAGCUGGCCAAUCGUUUCAAGGGAAAAUGUGACUGCUAGGAAUUCCCCACACUUCGGCAUUUACUGAAAACAGUGUAACCUUGUCAGGCACGAGAAAGUAGUGAAGCCAGCGGCUACAGUCAGCUGGCGUGUUCUGUGGAAGAGUCUAGUCUGAAGUUUUGGGAGUAUGUGUUUUUAACACAUGCGUCGGGAGCAAGACGCGUUGGAUACUUCUGAAGGAUGAUAAUGAAAUGUCCAGGAACAGCAUCAAAAAGCAUCAGUAGUUGUUCUGUAUCCAGUGGUGAAUUAGCCUACAUCAAGAUAUUGGGUAUUUUAUACCAUAUGAAACUCAAGGCUUACAAGUGCACGUCAAGGCAAAACUGAUGUUUCUGGUCCAGCUGACAUCAUUCUCUGUGAGGGAACGCCAGAGUGCUUGAGCAUCCCGGUCAGUUGACCCGCCGGAGACCGUCCGGAAGGUGGAGAAGAAGCAGGACCGAUCCGGAACCUCGGAUUUAGAACCCCUCAGCGCUCCUGCCGCCGACCCGCCUCCUGAGUCCAAGCCCCACCCCUCCCGGAGGGGUCGGACCACCCCCCCCCUUCCCCCGUCAACCACCGGCGGCCUCGCCAUGACGACAGCAGUCGUGCCCGGCGAUCUGGUGUUUGAGUUUGCCAGCAACGGGAUGGACGAGAUCAGUCAGCUGGAUGACCCGUCCGUGUUCCCCGCGGUGAUCGUGGAGCAGGUGCCCGCUGCUGACCUCAUGCAGGUGUACUCAGGGCUGGAGUCGGACGAGGUCACCAACGGCAUCAUGGCCGACGCCACCCUGGACGUGGUGGAGGAGCCCAUCAUGGGCGGCGACGUUGGCCUCUCUGAGCUUGUGUCUGGGUUGCUGGCAGAAACCACCGUGUCCGGUGCCGAGGACAACAUGGAGACCGUGGAGGCCGCCGAGGUCCUGCUCAACAUGGAGUCCCCGAACAACAUCCUGGACGAGAAGCGCAUGAUUCACCCGUACGGCACCUUGCUGGAGUCGGACCUCACUUACAUCUCUUUACGACCCGACCAGCUGUCCUCCAUGGACGUGUCCCUGGACGAGGAGACGUCCUCCAUGGACGAGGUUAUGCACAAGAGCCCCUCCAAGCCACCCAAGAAAAAUAAAGUGCGGAAACCGCGGGCAGUGCGGCCAUGUUCCCCCAUCACCAAUCCCUCGCUGCCCCUCAAGAAAAAGAGCAAGGAGGGCAAAGGUAACACCAUCUACCUGUGGGAGUUCCUGCUGGCCCUGCUGCAGGACAAGAACACCUGUCCCAAGUACAUCAAGUGGACCCAGCGGGAGAAGGGCAUCUUCAAGCUGGUGGACUCCAAGGCCGUGUCCAAGCUCUGGGGCAAGCACAAGAACAAGCCCGACAUGAACUACGAGACCAUGGGACGGGCGCUCCGGUAUUACUACCAGCGGGGGAUCCUGGCGAAGGUGGAGGGUCAGCGCCUGGUCUACCAGUUUAAAGAGAUGCCCUCAGACCUGGUGGUGAUCGACGACGACGACGGCCCGGGCAUGGAGCACGGCUCAGGCUACGGAGGAGGAGGCGGCGGCGGGGGUCAUCGUGCCACCAACGGGCGCGGGGGCGUGGGCCGCGGGGGAGCGUCCCGGGGCGGUCAGGGCAAGAGCGGGCACGUGGGCUCCAGGGGCGUGAAGAGGGAGGCCAGUCCGAGCCUGGUGUACCAGGCGGGCGAGAUCAAGCAGGAGCAGCUACUGCAGACGGUCCACGUGCUCCAGCCCAACCAGGGCGCCGCCGUGCCCGCACAGGCCCACUCCGUCAGAACCAUCAACAUGCCAGCCACUGUCCCCAUGGUGCUGACGUCCAGCUCCCAGGCGGGCGGCUCGGUCACUCUGCAGACCGUGCCCCUCACCACCGUCCUGGCCAACGGCGAGGGCGGCCACGGCUCGCCGCCCCGGGUCAUCCUGCACACCGUGCCCUCCACCAGCCCCGGGGGCAAAGACGUGCUGACCAUCCAGACCGCCUCGCUGGCCACGGGCGCCGGGGGUAACCUGUCUAGCGGCGGCGGCGGCGGCGGACUCCACGAGGGCCUGCUGGUCACCAGCCUGGGCUCGGCCGUCGGAGGAGGAGGCGGCGGAGUGAUGACCAGCGCCGGACUGAACGGCCUGACCCGCCUGGUGACGCUCAACGCCAACGGUCAGCCGGUGGUGGCCCAGCAGCCGGGCACGGUCAUCGCCACGGUGUUCAAGCCCGGCGAGCUGCAGGGCCUCUCGGUCAAGGAGGAGAUCCUGGACCCCUUCUACCUGCAGUCGCUGGUCAACUGCGACCCGGGGGCCGGCGGCGGCAUCUACGUCAAGGAGGAGAUGGACGACGGCUACGGCGAGCUCACGUACAGGACUGUGAUCUUCACUCAGGACGACGGCUUCGCCAGCGGCGACGGUCUGGAGGCCAGUGCCAUGAACGGACACUCGGACGCCACCUCGGGCGUGCCUCUGGCCAGCAGCCCCAGCGAGGGCCUGACCCCCGUCGAGGAGCUGGAGGGGGUCAUCGAGCCCAAGGAGCAGAUGGUAGAGGUCCCGGUCAGCGUCGGUCUGCCCACCUCCGACUUCAUCCAGAUAAAAACAGAGAUGUCCGAGACCUAGAGGCACCCCCCCCCAAAAAAACCCCAACCGACCCCCCCAGCCCUCACCACUCCUCCAUCCGCAGGCGUCUAAGAUGGAGUAUGGACACAAUCACCCCAGAAAAAUAUCUAUUCAAAAGAAAACCAAAACCUGACUGCCGUUGUUUUGUUUUUUUUCUUUUAAAGUUUCUUUUGUCCGCAGUCAACCGUAGCAGCAGCAAAUUUGUAAUUUAUUGCUCUUAAGGAAACAACAACAGCAACAAAAAAUCUAGGCCCCUUGCCGGCCGAGGACAUUUGUUUACUCAUAAACGAUGUGAAACUAGUGCCUAAAUUUGAACUGUAAGGGAUCGUCUUUUUUUUUUGCAGAUGUCUGUUUGAUAUUUGGAGGGGGAGGGGCCACUCGCAUGCCCCUCCUCCCAUCCGCAUGAACAUUCCCCCGUCAGGAAACGCAGCCAUUUCAGAAGCAGGGACCACCCGACCAAAUGUGCCAGUGAGAAGCUUAAGUCAAGUCAUCUCUUGCCCCUUCCUUUCCCCCCACCGCCCAUCAACCAAAGAACGUCACGGGAUGCAACUAAACUGAGCUGUCGGAAAUGAUAUACUCUGGCGAUGGCGAAACCAAGACACGACCUUGUCAAGGACACUUCGAGGGCGUGCAGGUAGAACAGACUGUGUUGUUAGUCUGAGCCGACUAGCCAGUGGGUCUUCCACCAUGGUGAACGAACAGCCGGAUAUCAGGGGAGUGAAAUAAAACAAAGAAAUGCAAGAAAGAAAUAACCAAAACCAACGAAAAAUGCCUCACACGCCUAAACUGAACAGUGCCUUAGCUAAAGCAAAGAGGGAGGAUGUUGUCUUUUGUGUCGCCAUGCUGUUCUCUCUCUCAGACUUUCCUUUCAAGGUGCUGCCGUUCGGCAGAACGCACGCCACCUCUCGCACGAUGGACGUGACUCACCGCUCAGUGACUUGCAGUCCCCCCGUUCCUCCCCUGUUAUCACGCCGUCAGUGCUGUGUGAUUCUCUGCCGAGACCUCGUGGCCUUAACACACUGUGUUUCUAUGGAAAUGGGCAUUCACUGUCUCCCGCGGCAACCCAAUUACAGAUUACAGAUAGUGUAUAUAUACUUGCAGACUUUCAACCCAGAGACAGAAAAAGAGUAUGAAUUUGGGAACAACUCCGAAGCUGGUGAUUUUAAGGCAAAAACCCUUUUUUGCUUCCCCAGAAUAAAGUCCUGUUAAUAUGAAAUGGAAAUAUAGAAAUAUAUAUAUAUAUAAAUAUAUAUAAUAUACGAUUGAGAUUCAAUUUUAAGGCCACAAAUUUAUUUAUUUUGUGAAUUUCUAAAUUCUGUAUAAAAAGGCUCUUUUUUUAUUAUUAUUUACCUACAUAUGCAAAAACAAAACAAAUACGAGGGAACGUAUAUUCAGUAGUAUGUACGAACCAGGAAUUGAAAUGUUUGUUUGUCUCAAGCUGUAUCUGUUUAUCUUUUUGAAGCAUUCCAUAUACUCUGCACUCCAAUGUUUAUGUUUUUUAUUGUUAUGUUAAAACAACAGAAAGUGAAAACCAUGCCCCCAUGCCUUCUGUCAUCUCCGUAAAUAGCCACUGUGAACAUAUCAUCUGAUGUGUUGUUUUUAUAUGGCAAAAUGCCUUUUUCAUUGUGCUUCUAAACUCUCUGAUGGCGUAUCUGAGGCAAAUUUACCCCCGAAACUGGCAAGCCAGUGAAAGCUCCCACCGGCUCCAAAUGUUAUUGGUUUCACAGUCAACCCCAUGCUCACCUAAACCAUAUUCCUCUCUAAAGAGUGUGUGGAGCACGGCCGAGGUGAGGAUAGGAGCAUUUCUCCAUAUUUGAAUGAUGUUUACUCCCUCCCCAGUGGGCGUCUCACACUCCAUGUGACAUUUCCACAUUGAGUCGGAUGGGAGCCGAGGACUCGCAAGCUGAGGCCUUUAAAAAUCCCAGGCCUUGUGUGUGUGUGUGUGUGUGUGUGUGUGUGUGUGUGUCUAUGUAUGUAUGUGUGUGUGUGUGUGUGUGUGUGUGUGUCUGUGUGUCUGUGUGUGUGUGUGUGUGUGUGUGUGUGUGUGUGUGUGUGUGUGUGUGUGUGUGUGUGUCUGUGUGUGUGUAUGUGUGUGUGUGUGUGUGUGUGUGUGUGUGUGUGUGUGUGUUUGGGGUGGGGGGGUACAGGGCUGUAAAGCACACUGCACCCAUAUUGAUCCUGAACUCAAUUUGUACCGAAUUGGUGGCCGUGAUUGACUCUGCUGUCUGAAAAGGGGAGAAGUCUGGAUGGCCCUCGGUCUGGAGCCAGAGGCCAGGCUCAGAGAGAGAGAGAGGGUGGGGAUCAGUGGCCAAUGCCCCAACAACUCUUCUCACUCUCCAGAAGAAAAAAAAAAUCCCUCUGAAAAGAAAGAAUCUCGUUCCUGAUAAAUUGGCACAAACACUGGACAAUCGGCAUUAUGAAAUGUUACAGCAUUGAAAUCGAAAAGGAAGUUAGUGACAAUCGGCGAUUUUUGGCCUUGCCUUAACCCCCCCACCCACCCACCCCCAUCCCGUUUAAUGCCUUACACAACAAGCACAGUCAAAUCCUUGGACCUUGGCCCCGCUGGCAAAGGUUUGGUUUCUGGGCCUCAGCGUUGUUUCUUCUCCCCUGACCCCCAGCACAAGGGUCUGGUAAGGGUCAGAGUGUGUACCAGCUGUAUUCCUCUGCCCGAGUCCUGCUGUUUUCUUCUCUCCUGUUAUUGUUAUCCUUUGUGUUGGUCUGGAGCUGCCCGAAGAAGGCACUCCGUAUGCUGAAAUAGUAGUGUAGAAAUGUAUUUUUUUUUUCUAAAACAAAGAAAAAAAAUGUAAUAAAGCUCAAUUUUGCUUAAAUGA